Molecule: messenger RNA, 4091 nt
Organism: Cornus florida
Lineage: Eukaryota; Viridiplantae; Streptophyta; Magnoliopsida; Cornales; Cornaceae
Exons: 2
Coding region: 1815-3365 (516 amino acids)
Source: RefSeq, a predicted model, not a curated record
CUCGAUAGACUCAACCUCAAACUUAAUGAUAGAUGUGAUAUUCUUGAAUUUUAAAAAAAAAAUAAAAUAGUGGGGUAUUAUUUGUUUAAAAAAAAAAAAAAAAUGUACAAUGUUAUAAGUGACACUUGUGGAAGUGUAUAAGUGGCAACAGUAACACUUGUCCUUAUUCAUAGGAUGAAAUUGCCAGUGUAUUCCCACUUACAUAUUUCUGGAAAAAGCUUAGUUGACUCAAAGUCUUCAAGGCUUAGUGGAAAGUAUAUAUAUAUAUAUAUAUAUUUAUAUAAGAGUGAACAAAACCCCACACACACACACACACACAUCACUUGGUCUCGGCUAAAGAGAGAGAGGGAGAGAGAGACUAGAGGAAGGAGAAAGGAGGAAGGAGGAACCAGUAGCCAUAAAAGCAGGUAGGUUUUCAAAUCUUAAAUUAAUUUUUUUUUUUGCGCCAGCGGCUGUCCUUUUGUGAUUGUAAAUUUAACUUUUAGUUGUACAUAAAGAUUAUGGACUAAAUGAUCACAGGUAUGUUAGUUGUUUUUUUAAGGGUUAGUCUAUGAAUGGACUUUUUGGCUAUGAGUUUGGAUUUGGCUAGUUUUGUUCUUUAUCAAGUAGGUUGUGCUUUUAUUUUAGUAUUGGUGUUUGAGUCAAGUUUCAAAGCGUGAUAGUAGAUUUUUGUUAAACACUAAAAAAAUUAAAAAUAAAAGAAUAUUUUAUCUAAAGAAAAAAAUAUUUUUCAAAAAAAAUAUUUUACGUGGAAACAAACCGAGCCUAACAUAGAAUUACUUACUCAUCUAUGCCUAUUAAAUUGCUGCUGGUAUUUAAGUAACUUUUUGAGGAUCAAUGGAGAAAAAUAAAACAAAAAUAGAAAAACGUGGCUGAUGUAAUAGCCCAAAAAUGGAAAAUACUUGCAUACCAAAACAGAAGAUAUGCUGAUAUGUAUAUUAUAACUUUUUGAGGAUCAAAAGACAAAAAAUAAAAGAAAAAGGUUGCUGAUGUAAUAGCCGGAAAAUACUUGCGUACCAAAACAGAAGAGAUGCUGGUUAAAAAAAAAUGCCGAUAUGUAACUUUCUGUAAAAAAAAAAAAAAAAAAAAAAAAAAAAAAAAAGAAAAAGAAAAAGAAAGAAAAAAGAAAGAAGAAAGAAGAAGAAGAAGUUUGCUGAUGUAACAGCCAAAAAAAUGGAAAAUAUUUGCACACACCAAAACAGAAGAGAUGGGAAAGGCUGUCAGCUAGAUGGCACGGGGUAAUAUAUAGCCAAUGGAAUCAUAAGUAAUCUUCACCCCUUCUCCUAGUUUUACCAUAUGUCUUCUUUUUGCCCCCAAAGAUUGUUAUUUUGUAAAUUAAGGUAACUUGUGACCCCUAAAACUUAUACUAUGAAAUUUUAAUUGGUCCACUCAAACUUAUAAAAAAACUUCUUAACUGCUCAAAUUUUGUGAAAUUUUUUUUUUUUUUUUUCAAUUGUUAAUGUAAGCCUAUUAUUUGGAUAAAAUAAAUAAAUAAUAAAAAAAUUAAAAGCUCAAUGAAGAAAAAAUUAAGCAAAUAUAUAUAUAUAUAUAAACUCCCUCUUAGGUUAUGCUACUUAUCAAACUCUCCCUACCAAUAAAGACGGAAUAGACACGGUAGACAAGGAAAAUGUCCAUCACAAAAUACAACUCUUACUUAGAUAAUUAUCACCCAAUAAAUUUGUGAUCUUUUUCAUUUUUGGAUAUAUUUUGGUUUUGGUAACGUAUUUACUGUGAUCUGAGGGGUAUUUAUGAUUUAGGGUUUGGAAUAGGCAGUGCAGAAUAAUUUAACUCGCUGUGUAGGAGAAGAGAUAGAAAUGGCUAAUUGGAGGAGUUUUGGCGAUCGGAUGCUGCAUUGCCGCCGGUCUAUUCUAAAAGCAUGGUGCAAUUGUUCCAAUCCGGCCAGAUUUCACCACUCCACAUGUGGUGGUGGUUUGCUCUCUCCCGUCCGAUCGUCGGACUAUUUUCUUCGUCGAUCAGUUGGAGUCUCCAAAAAAGGUGCGAACUUUUCGUCGAUUCAAUGUUAUUCUUCUUCUGCUGAAGCAACAGCAGCAGAUGCAGUAGUAGUUGAUGAAGAGGAUUCACUAGGAGGACCCCUCCGUCUUCAAUCAGCACCGUUCCUGAUGCUCCCUGCUGGAUCUAGGUUGGUUGCUGGAAGCGACGGCGAAAGGUUUAAGCUUGUGGCGAAGAAGGACGAAGACGACGCCGACUGCUACCAUUUCUUUAGUGUUAGAGAGAAGAAAGUGAUGAAGAUGAGAAUGAAUGUUAUGCUUCCAUGGCAAAGGGAAUUACUUCCCCCAAACGAAGCCAUCUGCUUCGGUUCGUCUCUUGGCUGGCUCGCCUUUAUCCACCCUCGCAAUUGUUCUCUCUACCUUUUCAACCCUUUCAUCCACUCUUAUCUCCCUUACCUCCCCCUCCCUCCCAUUCAAACCCUACCUUGUAUCAUCUCCAGCGUUCGCUACAAUUCCAAUAUUCACACCUCAUCUUCUUCUUCACCACCCAUUGUCACUGAGUUCAGCAUUUGGGAUCAAUUCUCGCCCAUAUCAUCCCAACGCUUAAGUCAGAAGUCUUUCUUUAAGAAGAUUGCGUUGUCCUCAACCCCGUCCUCGUUCCCUUCCAAUCAUCAUCAUCACAAAAACAUCAAUAAUAAUGAAAUGAAAAAGUGUUCUUCUGACUCUACUGUGAUGGUCAUCCAAGGCUACGAGAACUAUAAACUCGCAUUCUGCAGAAUUGGGGGCACCGCAUGGACUGUGUUAGAUGGUGCGGGGGUAUCAUACUUUGAUGUCAUCUAUUUCAGCAAGGACCAAAAAUUUUAUGCCUUGUCCACCUCUUAUAAACUUAUAGAAGCUUGGGAUCUCCGCGAUGCUGCCUCUCCAAAGAAUAAUACCAUCAUUUCUCGUUUGCCUCCUUUGGUACACCCCACAAUGGACCAACACCAACACCGGCUCAGACAUCUUUGCCAUCACGAUUAUUAUCUAGUGGAGUCUUCCGGGGAGUUGUUGAUGGUUGUUAGGUACUAUUCUCACCAUUUUAAGGAUAAUGGCAAGCAGGACUAUUCCACUCCGAGGAAGACCAUUCUGUUUGAUGUGUAUAAGCUGGACUUUGUUAACAAGGAGUGGCUACUCUUGCCAAGCUUAGGCGAUAGGGCAUUGUUUAUUGGUAUUAAUGAGUCUCUCUCUGUCUCUGCCCCUGAUUUCCCCGGGUUGGAGAAGAAUUGUAUUUACUUCACUAGUCCCGAUGCCGAAAACUUGGAAGAUUCUCAUGAUUUGGGUGUCUUCAACUUGGAAGAUAACAGUAUAACUCCAAUUUAUCAUUACGACUUGAAGAUUCAACUGCCUUCUACCUGGAUCAUCCCACCUCAGCAUUGAAUGAAGCAAUCCCUCGUUUUGGUUAUACUAGCAAAUAUAUGCUAAGGCAUCGAUUUGGUAUUGAAUUCGGCUUAGAUGGGAUCGAAAUGAAAAUGCUUCUGCUCAUUUUAUGGUUGCGUGACAACUAUAUAAACUCAUUAUUUUGGAUUCACGUUGUGAUGUAUGGUCAUUCGCAUGUUGAUGUGUGUUAUUCUAUUUAGGAGAUCUAGUGCAUUUUUUCUAGAAUUCUGGUGGUGUUCUGGUUUCCUUGUAGUUAAUAUACUAGCCUUGUUCAGUUGAAAAGAGGGUACAAAUAGUCACACAUCACAUGAUUCUUUGACUUUUCUGCGCCACUUGUUCUUGUGGUUGUUAAUGAAAGUACCCACUUUACCAUAAAACCCAACAAAUUUAUUGAUUCCAAAGUGGUUGGGUCCAUGAGGCUUUGACCAGGAAAUGUAAUGUUUACCGACGCAUAUUAAUACAAUUAUUUAAAAAUAAAUUUUUUUAUAAUUGAAUUUUUAUAACAUUAAAUUAUGCCGAGUGUUUUUUUUUUUUUUUUUCAAGUUAUUUUUUGAAUAUAGACAAAUAUUUAAGAGUUACAAACUAAGAUUUUGGACCUAUGGGACGCAUAAUGUUGAUACCCACUUUAAACUAGCGAGGGAUUUAACUGUAAACUAACAUCUAAGUUGAAUAUAUAAUUAUGGAUCAGUUUUUUCUAUUAUUAAUAUUAUUUUUUUCAGGACUACU